AUCCACCUUGCCUCUCUGGCUGUCGUGUGGUGUCUCGGCCGCGGGGGCGAGGAGGCAGCCCCCGCCCCGGACUGGGUCCCCGCGCACGCACCCCUGCCUCCGCGCCCGCGCACCUGGCCACCGGGUCUCCGGGCGCCCCGUCCUCACCGCGCGCCUCUGAGCCUUUCGCCGUGCCUUUCUCUGCAGCGCCUCUACCUGUGCACUUCCCUGCCUGCCUGGCCCUCGGGCUCUGCUGGGUCUCCGGCCGCCGUCUCUCACUCGCCCGCCGUCUGUCCGGGGGACUAAGGAGGCACAAUGAGCGGCGCCUGCUCGAGCUACGUGAGCGCGGAGCAGGAGGUAGUGCGUGGCUUCAGCUGCCCGCUGCCGGGGGGCGAAGCGGCUGCUGUCUUCUGCUGUGGCUUCCGCGACCACAAGUACUGCUGCGAUGACCCGCACAGCUUCUUCCCCUACGAGCACAACUACAUGUGGUGGCUCAGCAUCGGAGCACUUGUGGGCCUGUCCACGGCAGCAGUGGUCCUUCUGGCCUUCCUCAUCACUGCCUUUGUGCUCUGCUACCUGUUCAUCAGCUCAAAGCCUCACACGAAGCUGGACCCAGGCCUAAGCUUACAGACAACAGGCUCCAAGGAGAUGUCACCUGACCACCAAGGUUUGAACACGGCAAUCAUGAUGGAGGUGCCAGGGGUAAGCUCUCCCAGGCAGAGUUCAUCCUUGAACACACGGCUGGAAAGCAAUGAGAGGCAGACUGUGGGUCCCAGAGGUCUUCUCCAGAACCAGUUCAUGGCUACAGUGACUGCUAGCCACAUUCCAGACAGCCCCGAAGAGGCCUCUGUCCCCACCCCUGACCCAUAUGGACCAGCUCCAUAAACAUCCAGUAAAUGUCU
Messenger RNA from Rattus norvegicus (Norway rat), 881 nucleotides. It is a transcript of the gene Shisal2a, whose product is annotated as shisa like 2A. Lineage: Eukaryota; Metazoa; Chordata; Mammalia; Rodentia; Muridae. Gene Ontology annotation, cellular component: membrane. Bases 295 to 864 code for a protein of 189 amino acids. The transcript is spliced from 3 exons. The record is from RefSeq and is marked validated.